UGCUGCUGUUACUUGACAAUAAACGCGCACGACACGCCGCGGAUCCGAUCACGCGGAUGCAGCAUCGACGUUACGCGAGAAGCCUCGCACUGCUUCGCACACGACCCACCACGACGACUGAUGGCACGUCUUACAAAAGUCUAUGGAGAAUUCAUCGUAAAGGUGUCAGGGCACUUGUUCUCUGCUGGUUGCUCCGAAAUUUCGGCAACAUGGGGAAGAAAUUCGGAAACCUUGCUAAAAUCAAUGGUAUUGUCUACUUCCGGCUCAGUCCGUACGAACAGAAAGCCUUCAAAGGAAUAAUCUCCGAAGGAGUACCAAACCUCAUUCGUCGCAUCCAAGGCAGCAUAUUCCGUGUUACACCUCCCUUCAUGCUUUCCUACUUGAUCAUGAAUUGGGCGAAAGAGAAGAACGAUGCUCUUUCUCGCAAAAAUCCCAAAGACUAUGAAAAUGACACGUGAAUGAUGUGAAUAAAGAUUUAGUUAAUAACUUAGUUUUUAUUGUGAAAUAUUAAUUUAUCUUAUCUUCAACUGUGAGAUAAAAAAAUAAAUCUUAAGGAAUUAAUAUAUGUAUACUGUGGAAA
This is a messenger RNA of Monomorium pharaonis (pharaoh ant), 580 nucleotides long. It is a transcript of the gene UQCR-Q, whose product is annotated as cytochrome b-c1 complex subunit 8. The record is from RefSeq and is a predicted model, not a curated record. Lineage: Eukaryota; Metazoa; Arthropoda; Insecta; Hymenoptera; Formicidae. The coding region runs from base 57 to 458 and encodes 133 amino acids. The transcript is spliced from 4 exons. Gene Ontology annotation, biological process: mitochondrial electron transport, ubiquinol to cytochrome c.